CAGUUCUCACAGCAACAGCAAUAUCAAAAAUUAAAUAAACAAACCAUGAACUUCUACAAAAUCUUCAUCUUCGUCGCCCUCAUCCUGACAAUCAGCUUGGGACAGUCGGAGGCUGGCUGGCUGAAGAAAAUUGGCAAGAAACUUGAACGAGUUGGCCAGCACACUCGGGAUGCCACAAUCCAGGGACUGGGAAUCGCUCAACAGGCCGCCAAUGUUGCCGCCACCGCUAGAGGAUAAAAUUUGUAAUCCUU
This is a messenger RNA of Drosophila takahashii, 251 nucleotides long. RefSeq names its product cecropin-2. Gene Ontology annotation, cellular component: extracellular region. Gene Ontology annotation, biological process: defense response to Gram-positive bacterium; antibacterial humoral response; defense response to Gram-negative bacterium. Lineage: Eukaryota; Metazoa; Arthropoda; Insecta; Diptera; Drosophilidae. The record is from RefSeq and is a predicted model, not a curated record.